CACACAUGGCAGCUCACAAUGAUCUGCAAUUACAGUUCUAGGAGAUGGGGUGCCCUCCUCUGGCUGCUGAAGGCACCAGUGGUCUGGAGGUGGCUCUGGAAUUGACCUUGGAAGCGUCUGCAAGCAAGGGUUGGAGAGCAGGAGUGGAUCGCCUUUCCAUGGGGGACCACCUUGAAAAGGGCCAACAUGCUUUGCUCAAUGAAGGAGACGAGAACGAGAUGGAAAUCUUUGGCUAUAGGACUCAAGGUUGUCGGAAAACGCUCUGUAUCAUUGGAUCCAUCUUCUCUCUCGGAAUCCUCCCGUUGGUGUUUUACUGGAGACCAGCUUGGCAUGUAUGGGCAAACUGUGUCCCUUGUUCCCUGCAAGAAGCAGAUGUUGUGCUGCUGAAGACAACUGAUGAAUUCAAAGUUUAUUCUUGGAAAAAGGUAAUGUGGAUCUCCUUGCCAGCAUUGAGCAGAACGUCUGGUCUCACUCCUGACCACCCUGUCAUUACAGAUGAGGAAUAUAUAAUAAACAGAGCCAUAAGAAAGCCAGAUCUAAAGGUGAGAUACAUAAAAGUGCAGAAAAUAAGAUAUGUCUGGAAUAAUUUAGAAGGGCAGUUUCAAAAAAUUGGCUCCCUGGAAGACUGGCUCAGUUCUGCACAGAUACAUCAAAAAUUUGGAUUAGGGCUAACAUCAGAAGAACAGGAGAUAAGGAGGUUAAUAUGUGGGCCUAAUGCUAUUGAUGUUGAAAUCACACCUAUUUGGAAACUGCUCAUCAAGGAGGUUCUAAAUCCGUUUUACAUCUUUCAACUCUUCAGUGUCUGUUUGUGGUUCAGUGAAGAUUACAAGGAAUAUGCUCUUGCCAUCAUCCUCAUGUCUGUCAUUUCCAUAGCUUUGACCGUGUAUGAUCUCAGACAGCAGUCUGUAAAAUUGCACCAUCUUGUUGAAUCACACAACAGCAUAACAGUCUCUGUAUGUGAGAGAAAAGCUGGAGCCCAAGACUUGGAAUCCCGCCUCCUGGUGCCCGGAGAUUUAUUAAUUUUGACAGGGAGCAGAGUGCAAAUGCCAUGUGAUGCUAUUCUGAUUGAUGGCAGCUGUGUGGUAGAUGAAGGCAUGCUGACAGGAGAAAGCAUCCCUGUUACUAAAACCCCAUUAUCCCAGAUGGCCAGCUCUGCACCCUGGAAGAUGCAAACAGAAGCAGAUCCCAGGAAGCAUGUUCUCUUCUGUGGAACUGAGGUCAUCCAGGCCAGGGCAGCUUGCUCUGGGACUGUAAGAGCAGUGGUCAUGCAGACCGGGUUCAACACUGCAAAGGGGGACCUCGUGAGGUCCAUCCUUUACCCCAAGCCUAUGAAUUUCAAGCUCUACAGGGAUGCCAUCCGGUUCCUCCUGUGCCUUAUAGGGACAGCCACCAUUGGCAUGAUUUAUACUCUGUGUGUCUAUGUGCUCAGUGGGGAACCUCCUGAGGAGGUAGUGAGGAAGGCAUUGGAUGUUAUCACCAUUGCAGUGCCUCCUGCCCUCCCUGCAGCCUUGACCACAGGCAUCAUCUAUGCCCAGAGGAGGUUGAGAAAGAAGGGCAUAUUCUGCAUUAGCCCCCAGAGGAUUAAUGUAUGUGGGCAAUUAAACCUUGUCUGCUUUGACAAGACAGGCACUUUAACAAGGGGCGGCUUGGAUCCUUGGGGAGUUGUGCCCUGUGACCAGAAUGGAUUCCAGGCAGUCCACAUCUUUGCCUCGGGCAAAGCUCUGCCCCAGGGUCUACUGUGUGCAGCCAUGGCUAGUUGCCACUCUCUGAUUCUUCUUGAUGGGACUAUCCAAGGAGACCCUCUGGACCUGAAAAUGUUUGAAGCCACCAAAUGGGAAAUGACUAUUUCUGGGGAUGGUUUCCACAUCAAGGGAAUGCUGGCACACACCACGGUCGUUAAGCCGACAGACACAGUUGGCCAGCAGGUCCCAGCGGAAGGACUUGCAAUCCUGCAUCAGUUCCCAUUCUCAUCAGCACUGCAGAGGAUGACAGUCAUUGUCCAAGAGAUGGGAGGUGACCGACUGGCAUUCAUGAAAGGUGCUCCGGAGAGAGUGAUCAGCUUUUGCCAACCUGACACAGUACCAUCAAGUUUUAUUAGUGAACUUCAGAUUUACACAACACAGGGUUUCCGGGUCAUAGCUCUGGCUUACAAGAAGCUGGAAAAUGACUGCCCCGUUACUGCCUUGAUGAGGGAGAAGGUGGAAUCAGACCUCGUAUUUCUAGGAUUACUGAUCUUAGAGAAUCAAUUGAAGGAAGAGACAAAGCCUGUCUUGGAAGAGCUCAUCUCUGCCCGGAUACGGACUGUAAUGAUCACAGGUGACAAUCUUCAGACUGCAAUAGCAGUGGCCAGAAAGUCUGGGAUGGUUUCUGAAGGCCAGAAAGUCAUUCUUGUGGAGGCAAAUGAAACCACUGGUUCUCCAUCAGCGUCUGUCUCUUGGAAACUAGUAGAAGAGAAGAAACAUAUUCCAUUUGGGAAUCCGGACAACUACAUCAACAUCAGAGAAGAAGCCCCAGAUAAUGGCAGAGAAGGAACUUACCAUUUUGCACUAAAUGGAAAAUCCUUUCAUGUUAUAAGUCAACAUUUCAGCAGCUUGUUGCCAAAGAUACUGAUCAAUGGGACCAUCUUUGCAAGGAUGUCUCCAGGGCAAAAAUCAAGUCUAGUGGAAGAAUUUCAGAAAUUGGACUACUUUGUGGGAAUGUGUGGUGAUGGAGCCAAUGACUGUGGAGCUUUGAAAAUGGCUCACGUGGGCAUCUCUCUGUCAGAGCAGGAGGCAUCAGUAGCCUCACCUUUCACGUCCAAAACUCCAAACAUCGAAUGCGUGCCUCAUCUCAUCAAGGAAGGCCGAGCAGCUCUCGUUACGUCCUUUUGCAUGUUUAAGUACAUGGCCCUGUACAGCAUGAUUCAGUAUGUUGGUGUUCUGCUGCUCUACUGGGAGACAAACAGCCUUUCAAAUUACCAGUUUCUAUUCCAAGAUCUGGCCAUCACAACUCUUAUUGGCAUAACAAUGAAUCUGAAUGGUGCCAACCCCAAGCUGGUACCUUUCAGGCCUACAGGGCGGCUGAUCUCUCCACCUCUGCUGCUCUCAGUUAUCCUCAACAUCCUUCUCAGUCUGGCCAUGCACAUCGUGGGCUUCAUCCUCGUGCAGAAGCAGCCUUGGUACUUCAUGGAGUUGCACAGUGCCUGCACAAUGAGAAACGAGAACAUCUCAGUCAUAAACACGACUCCAAUUGUUCCCGAGAAAACCAGAAGCCACAGCGCCUUUGCGAGUUUUGAGAAUACUACUAUAUGGUUUUUGGGAACAAUCAACUGCAUCGCCGUGGCCUUUGUGUUCUCUAAAGGAAAACCAUUUAGGCAGCCCACCUAUACAAACUAUAUAUUUGUCCUUGUGCUGAUUUUACAGAUGGGUGUAUGUCUUUUCAUUCUAUUUGCGGAUAUUCCAGAGUUGCAUAGGCGUUUGGAUCUGCUCUGCACUCCUGUCCUUUGGAGAGUCUACAUUCUCGUCAUGAUCAGCUCCAACUUUGUUGUGUCCCUUGCUGUGGAGGAGACCAUUAUUGAAAACCGAGCUUUGUGGCUAGCAGUCAAGAGAUGUUUUGGCUAUCAAUCAAAAAGCCAGUAUCGGAUAUGGCAGAGGAAUCUGGCAAAUGAUGCAAGCUGGCCCCCACUAAACCAAACCUCCUAUUCUGACAUUCAGGGGGUAUCCUACAGCAACCCUGUGUUUGAGAGCAAUGAGGAAAAACUUUGAAGGAGUGCAAUAUCUAAACAGUUGUCAAAAUGAAGAUAAAAAUGACCUCUUUCAGAGACAUGAAAGCAAUUUGACUCAACACUAUCAGCUGGAGUUGGUUGGGCGAUAAACUACCGAGUCUUGGUGACAAAUUUAAGUCCCAUUUGCUUAAAUGGAGUCUGUGAAGAACAGUGUUCCCAGUCCCUCCUGGCUUCUGAAGCAUUGGUGGCACCUAUUGAGCCAAGAAUGGAGCAAGGGUUGCAAUGGGACAGAAGACUGGCAGGUAUCUGAGGGAAAAAUAUAUCUUACGAUAAUUCUUUCUGAAAAUAAACAAAUCUCCGGAAGGUCAUACAGUGUGUAUUCAUAGAGUGGUAACGGGGCAAGGAUUAGUUUCCAGUUGUCACUUGAUGAAUAAAACUAAUGCAAGAGAA
Phodopus roborovskii (desert hamster) is the source of this 4153-nucleotide messenger RNA. It is a transcript of the gene Atp13a4, whose product is annotated as ATPase 13A4. Gene Ontology annotation, molecular function: ATPase-coupled monoatomic cation transmembrane transporter activity; ATP hydrolysis activity; ATP binding. NCBI's taxonomy places the organism in Eukaryota, Metazoa, Chordata, Mammalia, Rodentia, Cricetidae. Gene Ontology annotation, biological process: polyamine transmembrane transport; intracellular calcium ion homeostasis. The transcript is spliced from 31 exons. Bases 45 to 3743 code for a protein of 1232 amino acids. The record is from RefSeq and is a predicted model, not a curated record. Gene Ontology annotation, cellular component: late endosome membrane.